CAAGCUAAAUAUUAAACAUUUUUUUUCUCAAUUGAAGUCCAGCCUGGGGAGAAGAAACAGUUAAAGAAAUGUCUCAAUUAUACUUGCAAUCAGCUAAUCAGACUUUGUGUGCAUCUGUGGAUGGUACAGAACUGAAAUCAAGCUCUGAUAAUGAAACCACAAAUGAAAAAUGGACUGAAGACUCCUUUCCAGGAUUAGAAAUAUUGUGCACAAUUUAUGUUACAUAUGCUGUGAUCAUUUCAGUGGGGCUCCUUGGAAAUGCAAUACUCAUCAAAGUUUUUUUCAAGAUUAAAUCAAUGCAGACGGUUCCCAACAUCUUCAUCACCAGCCUGGCAUUCGGAGACCUGCUGCUUUUGUUAACGUGUGUGCCUAUAGAUGCAACGCGCUACACUGUGGAUACCUGGCUCUUCGGAAGAAUUGGGUGCAAGCUGCUGUCUUUUAUCCAGUUAACAUCAGUUGGAGUAUCAGUGUUUACCCUGACUGUUCUCAGCGCUGACAGGUACAGAGCCAUCGUUAAACCCUUGGAACUGCAAACUUCAGAUGCGCUCCUGAAGACCUGCUGUAAAGCAGGCUGUGUUUGGAUUGUCUCCAUGAUAUUUUCUAUCCCAGAGGCUGUUUUUUCAGAUUUGUAUUCUUUCAGCAAUCCUGAGAAAAAUGUAACUUUUGAGGCGUGUGCCCCCUAUCCUGUAUCUGAGAAGAUUCUGCAGGAAGCUCACUCCCUGGUUUGCUUCUUAGUGUUCUAUAUUGUGCCCUUAGCUGUCAUUUCUGUCUACUACUUUCUUAUCGCCAGAACUUUAUAUAAAAGUACAUCCAACAUGCCAGCAGAAGAACACUCUCAUACCCAUAAGCAGAUUGAAUCCCGCAAGAGAGUUGCAAAGACAGUGCUGGUGCUUGUGGCUCUGUUUGCCUUCUGCUGGCUGCCCAACCACAUCCUCUACCUGUACCGCUCUUUCACAUACCACACUUCUGUCAAUGCUUCCACCUUUCAUCUGAUAGCAACUAUUUUUUCCCGCACCUUGGCCUUCAGUAAUUCCUGCGUCAAUCCUUUUGCUCUUUAUUGGAUGAGUAAAAGUUUCCGCCAACAUUUUAAAAAGCAAGUCUCAUGCUGCAAGGCAGCAUUCUGUGCAAAGCCUUCCAGUGCUCCCCAGAGCAGUUCUCCUACCAGAGCCCUGUCAGUCACAGGCAGCAUGCAUGGCUCAGAAAUCAGUGUUACACUGCUAACAGAUUAUAGCAUCACGAAAGAAGAGGAAAGUGUUUAGUCCGUGUGGGAAGAAGAAGGACAGAAACGGAGUCAUUGCUAUCAAGUCACUGCUACUGGUAUCCUGGAAAGAGGUGCCAUGGCUUGCCCUGUCUGUGAAAGUGUGUUCAUCAGUGAGUUCCUCAUUUUUCAAAAUAUAUAAUAAAAAAAUCAAAUUGUGUGGGGGAAGAAGCAGCAACAGCUGAACUUUCCAGCAUAAGCUCAAAGGGAUUACUCAUGUUCCCAGGCAUGAGCACUGAUUCCUAGCUGGAAUUCCUGGACUGGGCAGGAGAGGACUUAGCAGACUUGGUGCAAGAAAUGGCUGUAAGGAUAGUUUUGUUCUUGGUGACCUGCUCUUUGAGUCAUGACUGAGAGCUCCCUCUGACAACUCCUUGCAUCCACAGCAAGCAAGCAAAGCCACUUGGUCAUAACACGAUCAACCAGGCACAUUUUUGAUUUAUUUAUUUUCUUGUCCUGAAUGUUAAAAAUGGGUAAAUACAUGAAAAAUAAUGCUAAAAUGAAAGGCUAAGGUUUGUAGCACUGUGAAAUAAAAAAAGAAAAAGCAUUAUGGGCCAGAUCCAUAGUAGCUGUUGCUCUGUCAGUGACUUAGAAAUUCUGGGUAAGAGCUGACUGCCUUGUAGUGAGAUGGAUGUUCCUAAGGAAGUCAAGGGAAUGAGCAGGUGAUCAUUUCUCUGAGAAAGGUAUAAUCACCUUUAAUCACACUUGUAAAAUUCUUUGUGAUAUAUGGGUAAAACAUCUCAAUAGUGCAGAGUUUUUUAUUGUUACAGUGACUUAAUAACAAUAAAUUGGGGUGGAUCUGUAUCAAGAGUUCUAUUUGGGAUUUAUGAUGCACUUUUGAAGUGCUCAAACAUCCAUUCCUGCCUUACUUUAUAUCCCAAAGUGGUCUUGAGUGCACAGCCUGGAUUUCUCUAAGAUGGAACUGUGUGUCCAAUCCACCAAACCAGGCUAGAGUGAGUUUGAAGUGAAAAAUGUACAGUGUGGAGAGUCAGACUGACCCCUUUACCUGCACAGAUCCACUCCUGCUGUAGUGUAUGUGGUUGUAUCUAAGUGGCCUACAGAUACUCAAGCACACUGGGAGAGCUGUAUUUUUUCUACUAUACUAAUUUUCUAUUCUUCAAGUUGCAUCCCUUUUUAACAUUAGGAUAGGCUGUCUUAAUGCCAUAGGCCUUCUAAUCUCAAAUCCACUGAUUUUAUGACUGGGUUUGCAGAAGCAAACCAGGACAGCAUGUCCAUGCUCAGCAGCACUGCUGACAGGGACUGCCUUCCCAUCAGGAAGUACUGGAGACUAGUCUUCCUACCUCAUGUUACAAAAUAUUUGAGUGACACUUAUUUUUAUGAAUGUUAUGUUCCCUGAACUAGAAUUUUGUCUGUGGAAGCUGGUAAUAGAAAACAAAUAGAUUUUCUAUUGUUUAAACUAAGGGACUUUUAUUCCAAGAAAGAAUUUGUGCGUUAAAAUAUAGAACAGAAGUUGCAACAUAUGAACUAAAAUAAUUCUGUCAGUCACAGAAGCUUCAAUUUUAACUAACCCUUGAAGGUAUAGCCCCCCUUCAACUGCACAGAGCCCCUUAGCAACAUAUGGCUAGAAAUCCAUCCACUCAUGUGUCAUUAACUAAGUUGAUUAUAAGAUGAGAAAAUGUAUUUACAGACUCUUUCUGUUGCCUGCUCUAAUCAGAAAAAUAAAGCCAAACUAUAAAUCCCAGGGGCAUUGCAAAACAACCUCUGUCAUCAUCGUAAACCAGUUAAUGACGGACCAGUUUAAUCCCAUCAGACCUGGCCUUGUUUUACUAUGGUCCUCAUGUUACAAGCUGCAAGGCUACAAGCACUAGUUUUCCAAUAGAUUCCUCCUUUUAUUGUACCAGUUGCACACCAGGAUAGGAUCACUGAAAGAAAUGGAAAUACAAUAGUAUA
Messenger RNA from Vidua macroura (Pin-tailed whydah), 3166 nucleotides. RefSeq names its product bombesin receptor subtype 3 (gene BRS3). Gene Ontology annotation, molecular function: bombesin receptor activity. Gene Ontology annotation, cellular component: membrane. Gene Ontology annotation, biological process: bombesin receptor signaling pathway. The coding region runs from base 69 to 1259 and encodes 396 amino acids. The record is from RefSeq and is a predicted model, not a curated record. NCBI's taxonomy places the organism in Eukaryota, Metazoa, Chordata, Aves, Passeriformes, Viduidae. The transcript is spliced from 3 exons.